Molecule: messenger RNA, 2802 nt
Organism: Miscanthus lutarioriparius
Lineage: Eukaryota; Viridiplantae; Streptophyta; Magnoliopsida; Poales; Poaceae
Source: the annotation of a GenBank genome assembly
AUGGCGUCGUCCGCCACCACCCUCCUCCUCCGGCUGCUCUGCCUCUGCACCGUCUUGCCAGUCGCCAUGCAGGCGGCGCGCCCGACCAACAUCACCAUCGGCGCCCUCUUCGCCUUCAACUCCGUCAUCGGAAGGUCCGCCAGGACCACCAUCCAGCUCGCCGUCGACGACGUCAACCGCGACCCCACGGUGCUGAGCGGCACCAACCUCAGCGUCGUCUUACAGGACACCAACUGCAGCGGAUUCGCAGGCAUAAUCCAAGCCGGCCUGGAGCUGAUGGAGAAGGAGGUGGUGGCCGUGGUGGGCCCCCAGUCCUCGGUCAUUGCACACGUCGUCACCCACGUCGCCAACGAGCUGCGCGUGCCGCUGGUGUCCUUCGCAGCCACAGACCCGGCGCUCGCCUCCACGCAGUACCCCUACGGCCCUACUUCGUCCGCGCCGUGCACGACGACCAUCGCCGACAUCGUGUCGCUCUACGGAUGGAGGGAGGUCACCGCCGUCUACGUCGACGACGACUACGGCCGCGGAGGCGUCGUCGCGCUCGCCGACGCGCUGGAGGCCACGCGCGCCAGGUUGUCGUGCAAGGCCGCGUUCCCGCUGGGCGCCGACCGCGCCACGCUCACCGACCUCCUGCUGCGCGCCAACUCGAUGGAGUCUCGCGUCUUCGUCGUCCACGCCAGCCCGGACUCAGGCCUCGACGUCUUCGCCGCCGCGCAUGACCUCGGCAUGAUGGUCGCAGAGUACGCCUGGAUCGCGACGGACUGGCUCGCCGCCGCCGCCAUCGAUGGUGCGGGUGCCGCCUCCGAGUCUAAUAAUAUACAGGGCGUCCUCACGCUGCGCCAGUACACGCCGGACUCGGACGCCAAGGCGUCGCUCGUCUCUAGGCUCGCCGGCGCCGAACCACCUAGCAACAAUAAUGCCGCCGCCGCCUUCCUCGACGAAGCCGGCGGCAACGUCACCUUCUCCGCCGACCCCAACAUCCGCGACGCCAACGGCAGCGCGCUGGGACUCAGCGCGCUAAGGGUGUUCGACCAGGGCGAGCAGCUGCUCCAGAAGAUCAUGCUCGCCAACUUCACCGGCGACACGGGCCGCGUGGGGUUCCAGUUCGACGCCGAUGGGAAUGGUACUGGGAGUAGGACCCUCAUCAACCCGGCCUACGAGAUCCUCAACGUCGGCGGUAAUACGAGCGUCCGCCGGGUCGCCUACUGGUCCAACUACACGCGCCUGUCGGUGGACGCGCCCACGCUGCUCGACGACGGCGGGCCGCCGCCCAACAGCACCAGCACGACACCCCAGCAACAGCAGAAGGAUCAUCAGCAGCAGAUGUCCAGCGUCACCUGGCCCGGCGGCACCACGGACACGCCGCGCGGGUGGGUGUUCGCCGACAAUGGCCAGCCGCUGAGGAUCGGCGUGCCGUACCGGACGUCGUACAAGGAGUUCGUGUCCAGGGACGACACGAGCAAAGACGGCGUGAGCGGCUACUGCAUCGACGUGUUCAAGGCGGCGUUGCAGCAGCUCCCGUACCCGGUGCCGGUGUCGUUCGUCCUGUUCAGCGACGGCGAGACGAGCCCCAGCUACGACGAGCUGGUGCAGAAUGUGGCGGACGGCUUCUUCGACGCCGCGGUGGGCGACAUCUCGAUCGUGACGAACCGGACGCGGGUGGUGGACUUCAUGCAGCCGUACAUCGACUCCGGGCUAGUGGUCGUGUCCACGGUGAAGGCCAGGAGCUCCGACGAGUGGGCCUUCCUCAAGCCCUUCACGCCGGAGUUGUGGGGCACCUUUGUCGGUUUCUGCAUCUUCAUCGGCGCCGUGGUGUGGAUCCUGGAGCACCGGCACAACGAGGAGUUCCGGGGGUCACCGUGGAACCAGAUGAGCACCAUGUUCUGGUUCAGCUUCGCCGCAGUGUUCUUCUCGCAAAGAGAGGAGACUGUUAGCAGUCUUGGUCGCUUCGUCGUCAUCAUGUGGCUCUUGGUGGUUCUCAUCAUCACCCAGAGGUACACAGCCAGCCUGACGUCCAUCGUGACGGUGCAGCAGCUGUCGACGGGCAUCCAAGGCAUCAGCGACCUCCUCGCCGGCAACGACCCCAUCGGCUACCAGGAAGGCGCCUUCACCGGGAGCUACAUGAUCAAGGAGCUGGGCGUCAAGGCGUCGCGCCUCCGGGAGCUGCCCAUCGACGAGUACGCCGACAGCCUGCAGCGCGGACCCAGCAACGGUGGCGUGGCGGCCAUCGUCGACGAGCUGCCCUACGUGGAGCUCUUCCUCUCCUUCAACUGCCCUGCCACGACGGUGGACCAGGAAUUCACCAAGGGCGGAUGGGGAUUCGCGUUCCCGCACGACUCUCCCCUGGCUGUGGACCUGUCGACGGCCAUCCUGAAGCUGUCGGAGAGCGGCGACCUGCAGCGGAUCCACGAUAAUUGGCUCAACACGGGGACGUGCGACUCCACCGACGGCGUGGGCGGCCCUGUAAGGCUCAGCGUGGCCAACUUCAGGGGCCUCUUCCUUAUCUGCGGCGUCGCCCUGCUCGUCUACUUCGCCAGGAUACUUUUCCACUUCUGCCAGUACCACCGCCACGGGACCAGCGACGGCGCCAAAGAGGACGACGGCGGCGGCGGCCCGUUCCCUGACAAGGAGAAGAGCCUGAGCCGGCUCGCCAGGCAGAAGACCAGCAUUCCGGACUUCAUGUUCUUCGUGGACAUGAAGGAGUCCGAGGUCAAGAGGGCCAUCCGGAGCAGCUCCAGCAAGUCCAUUGGCCGGUCCCGCAGCGACACCUCUGAUGGGCCGUCCUCACCGGAGCCGGUGUAA